GGGCCGGCGGUGACGGCCGGCGCCGCCGCCGCCAUGGGCUGGGGGACGCGCUUGGGCCUCCUGGGCGGCCUGGCCCUGUGGGCGCAGCGGCGGCGGGCAGCGGCGGCCGCCCCGGGGCGGCGGGACCUGGAGCUGAAGCUGGUGCAGGUGGUCUUCCGGCACGGGGCGCGCACCCCGCUGCGGCCCCUCCCGGGGGCAGCGCCGGUGGAAUGGCAUCCCACUCUUCUAGAUGUGCCUGCUCAGACUAAGUUUGAUUACAUGGUGACUGACCUAAAUGGAGGACCUCGGCCUCCCUCACCUUAUGAGGAGCAAUACAAAAAGACCACAUUCAAGGGUGGUGCAAUUGCAGGACAGCUGACAACAGUAGGGAUGCAGCAGAUGUUUGCCCUGGGGCAAAGGCUGAGGAGAAGCUAUGUGGAAGAAGCCAACUUUCUCUCACCAACAUUUAAGCCUGCUGAGGUCUUCAUCCGUUCCACUAAUAUUUUCCGGAAUCUGGAGUCCACACGGUGCCUGCUAGCUGGGCUGUACCAACAACAGAAAGAAGGAUCUGUUGUCAUUGUCACUGAUGAAGCAAGCUCUGAAAUCCUCUACCCCAAUUACCACAACUGCCAGCGCCUGAAAUGCUUGAGCAGGCGUAAGUUGAAGAAUGCUCUGCAACAGCCAGGUAUCUCUGAUGACUUGAAAACAAUUAAGGAGAAGAUGGGUAUUGAUGGUGAUAAGUCUGUGGACUUUUUUCUCCUCCUUGAUAACAUUCUUGCUGAGCAGGUGCACAAUUUGCCAAGCUGCCCUGUGCUGAAGAACUUUCAGCAGACAGUUGAGCGUCGAUCUGUUGACUCGCUGCUUUUCCUUCUGGCAGAUGGUUCAAGAGAAGUUCUUCAGAUGAGCGUUGGUCUCCUUUUCUAUACCUUACAGAAGAACAUUACAGAAGCAGUAGAUCCCUCAUCUCCAGCUGAAAAGGCCAGAAAACUCAUUCUCUAUGCUUCUCAUGACGUUACCCUUAUUCCUGUCCUGGUGGCACUGGGCACCUUUGAUCACAAGUGGCCACCUUAUGCUGCAGAUGUGACCCUGGAACUGUAUGAGCACCGGCAGUCCAAAGAGUGGUUUGUUCGCAUGUCUUACCAUGGAGAGGGUUGCUCUGCAGAGAGAUGAACCUCCCAAAUUGCAUAGCAUUUAGCUACCCCAUCUUCUUGAGGGCAUUUCUGUGCACACAAAACCUCUCCAAAGGGACAGAGAGCCUCCAAACCUCUUCACUGCACUCCUGUAAUUACAGAAAUUCUGCUGUGAACAUGCAAAACAACCACAGUGGGCCAAGUACAAGAACAUGCACUCUUAGUGAACUCUGCUUAAUGUGCUUUAAAAAAGGAAGUCCGGGGAGCUGCUACGCUGGGCAGCGUUGCAUCUGUUUUGUACUUGCUGAAACAGGAAUACACCAGCAUAGCCAACAGAAGUACUUCUAGCUGAGAUGAUGACACUUUUUCCUGUAAGACAGUACUAAGGAUCACUAUUGUUGCCAAAAUCCCCAUUUUUCAAUCAGUAAAUAAAACUUGGAUCCGGACCUACUUUCUUUGGGAUAUGUAAAGGCUAAAGUAGGGGGACCACUUAUUAAAAUGGCCCUGCAGUUUUGGUUCUGCAUUACCCCUUAUCACUUAGCGAAAACAGACUGCAGUGAUGUUAAUGUAAGAAGUCAUUGACAGAUAUGUGACUGGAGGCACUACAGUACCUUCUCCCCGAGAAGCGUGGGCUGGAUUUACCUCUACUCUUUCAUUAGCCUGCCCCCACCACAAUUACAUGUUGACACCACGCACAGUGAACAGAAUAAUUUGAAUACUAAAUACAUUGCUGGAGGUCUCACUGAAUUGCUAUUAGAAGCUGUCAAAAAAGCAAACAAACCAUUGUUAUUUUCCAUCAAGUUUUUAUACAGCCUAAAACCAUAGUGCCAUUAUAUAAAAAUCAAUGGCCUACCCUUGCUUAAGAACAGCGUGUUCUGCUCUAAUCAAGCUCUCAUGCACAGUGUAAAGUAUUUGGAGAACAGCAAUGGAAACAUUAGGCAUACGAUUGCAAGUUAUUUGUGAGGCAUGGACUGCUUGGGAAAGGGGUAUCAGGGAACAGUAUCGGAAUCUUUGGCCAUACCAGUAGACAAAGGGGGAAUUCACAUACCUUCUCCUAAACAAGAGCUAGGAGCAUCUCCCAGCAAAACUGACCAGCAACCAGGUUAAAAAUUGCAACACAGUCAAGACCCACAGAACUUGGCAGCAUGAGCUGUCCUAGUGCACCUAAGAUUGUUAAAGGGCACUGCAUUCACACCAUUAAAAUAAUCAUAUCACUCUAAGCAGGGUAACAUACAUUCAGUAACAGCAGAAGACCUCAGAAAAACAGGCCAGCUUCUUAGCAGUGGCUAGGAAGAAGCCUCCCCUGGGAAC
Molecule: messenger RNA, 2420 nt
Organism: Harpia harpyja (harpy eagle)
Lineage: Eukaryota; Metazoa; Chordata; Aves; Accipitriformes; Accipitridae
Gene: ACP6
Product: acid phosphatase 6, lysophosphatidic
Exons: 10
Coding region: 34-1149 (371 amino acids)
Biological process (GO): dephosphorylation
Molecular function (GO): phosphatase activity
Source: RefSeq, a predicted model, not a curated record